AGCCAAUCGAUGAGCUACGGCGUGGCAACCAGGGGACAAGCUUUUCCGGGGAUACGCAGGAACACCAGGCAGUUAUGGGUUUGCCUCCAGCAAGUGUUGCAGAGGCAGGGGCAUUAUCUAGCAGCAUUUUAGGCGUGGCGCCCGAAGUGUUGGAUGAAGAAGGAGAUUUCCAGGAUGCGUUGGAAGUAACUGCACGGAUGGCCAAGCUGACAAAUGAUGAGGGUUCGAUUUCCAGUGGGACAACAAGCUCCUUCGUGGAUACGCAGGUACACGAGGGGGGCAAAUGCGCUUCGCCAGGCAUGUGUUUGCCGAUCGAGUUGAACACGGCGGGAGGGCAGGUCAUGAAGACGAAACAGGACGUACCGCACGACAGACAGUGUACAAGUCCUAGCGGACAUGGUCAGGAGGGUCAAGUUAUACUGGGCGCUGUUGUGAAGGGGCGAAGCUGUUUGGAGCUCUUAGAUCCUCGUAUUGCCCCCAUCGCUGUCCACAGGUAUUCAGAAACGUUGCAAAGCAGCAACGAAGAAUCAUCACCGAGAGAAUCGCCACAAAAGCUGACGAUGUUACAGAAUUCUGCGGAGAAUUGUCCCGUUAAUUCUCUAUCUCCAGCGGCUCUGUUAAGUUCUGGAGAAAUUGUAGUAGCCGAUUGGAGGGAGAGCACUGCGAGUGGAUGUGGUGCGGUUGACAGUGAAGGUAGACAACUGCAACAGCCGCAUGAACUUCAACAGCUGCGAUGCCCGGACGAACUGGGAACAACCGAAUUACAAAACUGUCCUAGAGAUCAUUUUGGUAGUCCAUCAAUCUCGACGAACCCAGAGAGUGCUGCAUCUCAAUAUACCUGCUCCCAAAGACUUGAUGGCUGGAACGGUAGGCAUGACAACACUACCAAAAGCUGCAGUGCACCAAGCGGAGGUGCGCAUUUCUGUUGUAUACACAUGCCUACUGAACAAUACUACAUUGGUAGUAGGAGCAGCAGCGAGGCGUCCAGUAGCGGGAGCAACAACGGCCACGAAGACUGUAGCAGUGGCAGUGAAUCUCUUAGCGGCAGCUGUGACAGAAGCCGGAGCCGGAGCAGCUGCAGCAGUUGCUGCAGCGAAGGGAGAGACCAGAGCGGCGAGAAUAUUCCCACAAAUAGCAGGGAUUCCAGUGUAUACGAGACGUUUAGUUCCUGCAUGGAGUUUCCUAGCAAAUCCAUUGGGUGGAGGGAAGACUCUGACCCACGGCAAGUAGGGAUCCAGGGACGGGUACCAACCCAGUUGCUAUCCAGUGCGUGGCGAACUUUGGCGCGGGAUAUCAUUGAGGACGACAACGCGAGAAAACCCUCCAAUGAGACGACGACGACUUUUGCGCAGGCACCACCUCCCUGCACAAAUGAGAAAGAGGCCCCUUUGCUGCAUACGCUCACUGAGGGGUUAGCAAACCAAGAAGGUGUUCAACGGCAGGCUCUGAAUGAAGAGGCUCGUGGUUCAUCACCCACCCGCAGUAUGCUUCCUGCUUCCAGUUCCCAGGCAGUUCUUGUUUCGCGGCAGGUGGCAACUCAUUGCCCGCCUCCUCCAUUUGGUCUUUUCUCUGCGCUUUCUUCUUUAGCCCACCCAGUGUUUGCUUCACAGGAUCCCCGAACCAGCGCCUCUCAAUGCAAAGACGUGGCGCAUCGUACCCAGCCCAAGGGAGCAGUGGAGUUGGGUUUGGCCGAUGCUGCACAGGACCAGACCCGCCAAGCACCUCUGCUCCCUGACACCCAUACUGGAGUGCAGGUGUCUAUUGGAGCCUAUCGGAAAGGGAAAAAGGCUGACAACGAUCAGCUUGAUUCUCGUGACCUCGAAGGGCGCCCUUCCAUACCAGACAUUGUUUUGGACUCCAACGAAGAAGCUGGAAUUCAUAAGCAGUCUCUGGACAGCCGCUUACGAGAACGCUUGGGAGAGAGAUAUAUGGGCGAGCAACUGCCGAACUCAGAAGAGGAGGGCUUUAAUAGCCCCUUUGGGCCUGCUGGCGGUGUACUGUCACUCCGGGGUACUAGUUUGCCAGAGCGGGCUAUUGCAGGAGAGUGUCGUGCCCUACAGGAUGCAGAUGGUAGACACACCAGAGCCGUCGAUAGCGCUAAGAAACGGUACUUGAGCAGCGGCAACAGAAACAACCGCAAGGGGAGCCAUCUGGACAAGGACCAGCUCGCGCUGACAAUGCACGACGGUUUUGGUAGCAGAUAUCCAGCUCUACGGCGCCACAGUGGACGUUUGCAGCUGCCUCAUGAAUCUCGAAGGCUAUGUAGCGGUCUGUUGGCGCCUAGUAAGCAGGUUCAAGUGGAGUCUCGGGCUAAUUGUUUAAGGAGGUGCGACAGCACAUUUACUAGACCUUCCCCGCCGGCGUAUAUGAGUGUGAAUCGAGUCCAAAAUCACGAUUUGCUCGUUCCCGACGUGUCCGGACAACUGGCCGAAGAUGCAGUCGAUUCGCCGGGCCCCCGCAGUACGGACACUGAAGCAUUCGAAAGCUCAUUAUCAGCUGCAGAAAAUCUUCCACCGUCAUUUCCUACUAGGGAGGUCUUGCAUCAGCAGUCUCCCGCAUCUGAAGGAGACAGGCGUUACUCAGUAUACGGAGCUUUCCAGUCCGCAGAGCCUAGGAUUGUUGGGGAUUACGACGGAGGGAGACGUGGAGCAGCGCAGAGGCACGUCAGCGCUGAAGAACCACAAAACCGUCAGACGGGCUGUUUUUGUGGGCCGUCUCUAGUGACUUGUGAAAACACAAAUCUGAAUGCGACAACCGAUUCCCCAGGGACAAGGAGUUUUUCUGACACACCCGCUGAUAUGGAGUGUGGGAAUAGGCGCCACACUCGAUGGUAUUCAUGCGGGGAUCUUCUGGCAGACUAUGGAAACGCUAGGACUCCCAAUGAUUACGAGCCUUCCGGUGGUCGAAAGCUUGAGAGGUUGGCAUUGCAAAUGACUCACAAAGGAACUCGUUCCUCAGCACAGGAGUCAUCGCCGUCAGAGCCAACGUUAGCCAACUCCAUGGCUUUGGGGGCUUUGAAGUCGUUGGACAUGGAGACAACAAACCGUAUUCUGGAGAGUGCCGUGGACGUGGCUCUGCAUAAGCAACCUCAGGGCAAAGGCGGACGAAUAUUUGCAAGCCGCUUACGGAGUGAAAAGCUAAAAAUGUUAUUGGGGAGGGCAGGAGAUAGGAAGCCCUCUGUGGCUGGCAAUCCCAACGUUUCUGCAUCAGCCACUGCAAAUGCGCUAGGGGGUCAUCCUACUGCAGUUGAAUAUAAUGAAAUGAUGGCAAAGCGACUAGCGCUUAAGAAGCCUACGUUGGCUUGCAGGGUGCCCCCAACAAUUUUUUGUGGUAAUUUUAUGUCUGCCUCGUCUUUGUGGACUCUGCAGCUUAGGCGACCAGUCGAAGAAGGUGGACGACCCUUUUAUUCUUCAAGUUCGUCAGGACCCAUCAGGAAGGAGCAUCCUGAUCUGGAAUAUUCACUCCCGAAGGAGGGUUACCUUACUCAGGAGAGCUUCAGGAGUGCUUCGUCUGGAGAGACCCAAUUUGCGCCACCAGCUCAUCGAGCCAAGUGGCUCCUGUGGGACAAACUUUCACUGCAGGAAGUACUUGACUUCCCCCUCUUCGAACCCGGCGCGUCAUUGUCAAGAAGAGAAUUUUCUCCUGUAGAGCCUAGCAGUGCCUCAACAGCCACGAUUUCACAGUGCAAAGCCAGGGAGAAAAGCAGAGUACAGUCCAACACUAUGCCGAGGCCGAGGAGACCAUGGGCAUGCGGGGAGCCGGUUUCGGUAGCACAAGAGGAGUCGAGGUCGGCGAUUCGCACUUUUAUUCACAGGCCGGGUUGCAGAUGCGCCCUUUGUUUGCCAGCGUUGGGAUUGGCUGGACAGCCAGGUGGCGCCCCAGUUGAACGACAUGGGGACACGUAUUCUUCUCUUGAAGUUCCAAGCCCACGAUUCCAGGCAGGGCUCCCAGUAGUACCUUAUCCACAGGGAAACUACGUAGCAGCCUCGCCAAUGCGUAUCCUUUCGACUCCUCUGGGACCCUACCCUGGCUAUGGCCCAGGUGGCGGCAACACUGUUCGUGUAGAGUCGCCGACCCGCAUACGGUACGAAGUGGGUGAGAACAUCAUUACCCCAACCGGCUAUUUCGAGCACCAAGGGAACAAAGCUUCAAUUCCCACAAUGCAAACGGCUUACACGGUGGAGGGACUGCAGACACCACGAGUGCAAACAGUUUCUUGCAACGACUGGCCUCCUGCUCAUCAGCCACAGAUCUCUGAGCAAAUGGGUGCCCACCCGACGACGGGCUAUCCGCUUGCAACAGACGAAAAAUAUCAGGACAGACACUCCCACGGAAGAUCAGCCUGCGUUCCCUCAUCUCUCCCUGGUGCAUCACCGCAUGAUCCGGUGCCUGGUAAAAGCCCUUUAUCUGCAGUUCCAAGCAGGGCCGUAAGCAAUGAUGAACUGGAGAAACUCCGAGCGCAGCAGGAGCAGCAGCAGAAGGAAGCAGAGGAGCUAAGGCGAAGGCAAGAGGAACUUGAAAAGGAGCAAAGUAAACAGAGGGAGGAGUUGGAGCUGGAAAGACAACACUUGAAGGAGCAGAGAGAACGCCUAGAAGAGCAACGCCAUGCGUUUGAGCAAGAAAAACAGGAAAUACUGCAUGCUCAGAUGCUGGCCAUUUCCAAGGAACGGAGCAGGGGACCUGACUCAAGCAGUUGUGUUGGCAAGGGCAUACCAGAUAGGUUGCCAGUUAGCAAUGCGGACGACGCCUUCGAAUCUCCACGGAGUACAACCAAUCGGAAGCAGCAUGGCCAUCCUGUUCGGCAUACAAAUUCCACUGCGAACAUCGUACGGUCGAUAACUGGAUCCGCAUUUGGUGAACUCCACUCAGACGGACGGCAUGGUGACACGGCUGUUAAUGCAGAUGGCACAGACGAAAAGGCGUCAAACACAGUCGGCGGCCGCCAGGAAAAUCUCCAGCCCACAGCUGCAUGUUCUCGCUUCUUCAGCCGCACAGCAAGCGUCGACACAAAUGACGAGAAAGAGCCUACGAUUAACUCUCAAGAUGAUUUACAAACUGAUCCUUCUAUGGCGCUCUCCACGGCUUUGGACAAGCUUUCUAAGAUCCGCAUGAAGCUUGACGCCCUGCAGCAACAACUGGAAGUGCAGUCCCAAGAGGUCUCGAGUUACUACAAUGCUCUUAAAGCAGCUGACCAAGUCCACAGCUCCUUGCAGCAGACUGCCGCCGACUGUCGUGUUUGCUACGGAAGACGACACACACAAAUGCAAGAGGUUGAGAAGCGCCUGAGCGUCCUGACGGCCCAAGAUCUACAGCCGUGCUCAGUGGACGAGCUCGAAGAGCUUGCGCAAGAAUUGGAAGGAACCCAGUAUAAGUUAACCGUUGUCCAGGCGCAGCGAGCAGCGGGUGCAGCAGAGGAAACCCACAAGAAACCAAAACAACUCCUGCCAUACUCCUCCAGCUGCCUUCCAGAGCCGAAGUCUUCAUUCGCAAUCCCCGAGGAGCCAGUUGCGAGGAUUGGUCCUGACGAAUGCGUUGCUGUACAAGAAUCGGCUUUGCAAGAAAUCAAAGCUUUGGGGGAUGACCUGGAGCACAUUAAAACUGUCCACAGCGAGUACAAAAAGGCUUACAAGAGACUGCAGGGAAUCAUGGCACAGCAAGUAAAUAGCUAUGACGUUGACCUGCAAAGACUAAUCGCUAUCGAGAAGAACCUGGAGGAAAAACUGCGCAGGCUCCUCUUUCUCAACGGCGACGCAAACUACGCGGAGCUCUCUGACUCACAAAUGCAAGAGUAUUUCCGCAUCGUGAACUUGUCCAUUCGGAAGGUCUACAGAGAGAUAGCUUUAAGGGAAACGGGAGACCGCAAGCGAAAUGAACCACGCACCAGCGGACCAUUACAUAGCCAAGACUGCCAGGGAAGAAAUCUCUAUGGCUGCCAAGACACAUGCAGCAAUGAGCCCAACGGAGCACGUAAGCGCAGUGGCGGCAUAACGACCUCUGAAGCUCCUCCUCUGGGGAAUAUCGCAGAGAAGAACGAGGCUGUUGGACACAAUGUUCGGGACAGUGUGGGCACCACGCGCAACUGUUGCAAUCCAGUGCAUGUCCCUUUUGUCGCUGGCAGCACGGCUACUAGCAUUGCCACGCAGCGCAUGUUGGUGCAUGACUCACGUUUGACACCUCGGCACACGUCUAUCGAACGUACUUUGCCCCCAGAAUGA
Eimeria maxima is the source of this 6215-nucleotide messenger RNA. RefSeq lists its product as hypothetical. The record is from RefSeq and is a predicted model, not a curated record. The transcript has 10 exons. Lineage: Eukaryota; Apicomplexa; Conoidasida; Eucoccidiorida; Eimeriidae. The annotation marks the transcript as partial.